Messenger RNA from Cantharellus anzutake, 860 nucleotides. RefSeq lists its product as uncharacterized. The transcript is spliced from 6 exons. NCBI's taxonomy places the organism in Eukaryota, Fungi, Basidiomycota, Agaricomycetes, Cantharellales, Hydnaceae. Gene Ontology annotation, biological process: mRNA export from nucleus. The record is from RefSeq and is a predicted model, not a curated record. The coding region runs from base 97 to 804 and encodes 235 amino acids. Gene Ontology annotation, molecular function: mRNA binding. Gene Ontology annotation, cellular component: nucleus.
GCACUCUCCGUUUUAUUCAGCGCUCAUCAACAGCUGGGAGCUGAGCGCUUAGAAUCAGCGAAAACUUCUCUCAAGUCUCACUUUCUUUGCCUCAUCAUGGCGGACGUUGCAUCAAGAAGACGAGGAGGAUUUACUGGUGGCCGUGGACGGGCGUCACGCCCUGCACCAUACUCUGCCGGUUCCAAGCCUUCUGGUUCUUGGAAGCGCGAAGUGGUUGGCAAUCCGCGAGGCGCUGAUAUGUCAUCUGAGCGACUUGUCAUCACUAAUUUACAUUACGAAGUCAUGCCCUCAGACCUGAAGGGGAUAUUUGAGUCGAUUGGCAAUUUGGCUCGUGAGCCCACCAUUAAAUAUGAUCGUAGUGGACGUUCAACGGGGACAGCUUGGAUACACUUCGUCAACCCGAAUGAUGCCGCCUUGGCGAAAGCUAGAUUGGACGGAGUUUCUGCUAAAGGACAACCAAUGAAAAUCGAAAUUGAAGCUGCAAGACCUGCAAGAGAUGCGCCAAUUGGCCCUAAGGGACCGCGGGGGAAACUCAUUAGCAGAAUUGGAUCUCUUCCUCUUCUAGACCGUAUGGCGAGCAACAUCCCGAAACUGACGCGUCGUCUGGAUCGCGGCGACCGCCCUAAAGGUGGCAGCAUUCGUACGAAUACAACGUUCAGAACUCCGAAAACACGCGAUUCCCCUAAAACUGCCGAGGAACUGGAUCGAGAGCUGGAUGCCUACUUGAAUGAUGAUGAUUCUGGCGCUAAGGGUGCGACAAGUACUGGGCGUGUGGCCAGUGGGGAGGAUGUUAACAUGCAGUGAUGGUUGUAUUUGCGAAAGAAUUCUCGCCAUGUUGGGAUUCGCGUGCGGUUGUAUUU